Messenger RNA from Zeugodacus cucurbitae (melon fly), 3244 nucleotides. It is a transcript of the gene bves, whose product is annotated as blood vessel epicardial substance. Gene Ontology annotation, cellular component: sarcolemma. The record is from RefSeq and is a predicted model, not a curated record. NCBI's taxonomy places the organism in Eukaryota, Metazoa, Arthropoda, Insecta, Diptera, Tephritidae. The transcript has 7 exons. The coding region runs from base 913 to 2253 and encodes 446 amino acids. Gene Ontology annotation, molecular function: cAMP binding.
AGUCGAUUUCGGUAAAUUAUUGUGUGGAGGGCUUCAAAAGUUUUCGUCUAAUUCGUUCUCUCUUCUUUAUUGAUAUUGUAAAGUUUACUAAAUUGGGAGCAUCUAAUCAAAAUAAAACAGAAAAUUAUAUAUUUAUAAAUAGUGUUUAUUGCAAUCCCAUGACUCCAUAUCUAAAUGAAGAUUUAAAGAGUGGCAGUGAAGUGAUAAAAGUUUGAUUAUUUGUAGUUCUUUUUACUCGAAGUAUUUAUAUUCAAUACAUAUAUACGCAUACGCAUGCACACAUCUAUAAACGGUUAUUAGAAUUGUGGUACUCUAAUUUUUACAGCGAAAUGAAAGGUGAAGGCACAUAUGUACAUAUGUAUUUUUGGCAAUGUCUGUCCAUGUACUUAUAACAACAAAAUAACCAAUAAUUGAUUGUGAUUAAAUGAAAGCAGCACACGCAAGUAUUAACAUAUAUAAAUUCUCAAAAAGAAGACUUCUCAUAAGCCAACAACCACCCCCUGCAGUGUACGGGUGUAAAGUUCAGAAGUAGAUAAUAUUAAAGCACAAAAUACAAGUAUAUACUGAAGUUAAUGUUUGAUUAUUAGUAUCGAAAUAGUUAAAAAUAAUAUUGAAAUAAAUAACUAUAUUCAAAAAGUUGUAACAGUGAUGAAAGUGUUAUAAUGAGGCCUACAAUCAAAACAGCCGCCUAAAGAAAACAAAGCUUGAUCAUAAAUUUUGGAUGUACCACUCGUGUGAAAUGAGAUGCAAAGGAACCUUAUCUAUAGCACUUCACCGAUUAGUAAUAAGGCUUACCAUAUGAUUAUUCUGCAUUGCAUACAUAUGUAGAAAGAAAAUAUACAACGUUUCAGCCCGAAUGACUCAGAGCUGUUGCUCCCAAUCAUUUACAUUCUGUAUAGAGCGAAACGAAAUAUGUUGCUCAUAAGUGCGCUCGCGCUGGGUUUGGUGGACUCAACGAAUUUCAAUGCAGGCAUUCACUUGGGCAUAUUUAAUCUGGCGACCACAGCGGUGGCUGCAGCCACAACUGCGGUGGUAAACACAGCUGUUGCCGAAGAUAACGGGGAUGCUGUGAUAAGUGGCACAAUGCCGAUAAUAUCCACAGUUACUGGAGACACGGAAGGCGCGCAUGUUAAAGCUUUGACCACAGAUGCUGUUAGUGGCACUUCGAUAGCGCAUACAGCGACCUCGGUUGGCAGUAGUGCGGGCAGUGGCACCAUCACUUGGGAUAACAAUGGAACACUUCGAUCUCUCAAUCCAGGCGAUUGGUCCAUCGAACAGUGUGUUAUUUGGGAAAGACCUCAUCACCUCUAUUAUCAACUGGGUAAUGCCUUUUUUCUACUAGCGUUUAUGGCACCUCAUGGACCUUUUGGUGCAUUAUGGCUGCGAGCGCUGAUUCUCAUCGGUUGUACACUGAUGGCGAUGUAUGGCUAUUUGGUGGAGUGUAAGCCAGAUGUAGUGAUCUGGUCUGGACUAUUUUUUAUCGUCAAUUUCAUUUACCUAAUAAUAGUGUUGUGUCGAUUGCGACCUGUACGAUUCGAUAAAGAAAUUGAAGGGGUGUAUGCCAGCUUAUUUAAACCGCUUCGCGUGACGAGACAACAGUUCAAAAAGAUUCUGAGUUGUAUGAAACUAAUACGAUCCUUGAAGUACCAGGAAGUGUACGCGCAAGAGAAAGUUACCAAAGUUGACAGUCUGUCGCUCGUACUAUCUGGAAAAUUGGUUGUAUCACAGAAUCAGAGAGCUUUGCAUAUAGUAUUUCCACAUCAGUUCCUAGAUUCGCCGGAAUGGUUUGGAGUAUCAACCGAUGAUUAUUUUCAGGUAUCUAUUAUGGCUAUGGAAGAGUCACGUGUUCUCAUUUGGCAUCGCGACAAAUUAAAAUUAUCGAUAAUGGCUGAACCGUUUCUACAAUCAGUGUUUGAUCACAUUCUGGGCCGCGACGUUGUCAAGAAGUUGAUGCAAGUCACACAGGUAAGCGAAUCGAUAGCCAGUAAUGGAUUUUUGCCAUCGGGCAGUUAUGAUGAUGCCGAAGACAAGCCUAUGCUGAUCAUGAAGAAAAAUGUGGAAGGACAUGGUCUAACGGCAUUAAUAAAUCGCCAGCUUCAGGAAGAGCAUGUACCUUUACUUGGCCGUACCUAUAAAACUAAUACACUGCAUAUGGUGACAAAUCAGCCAGUGCAAGCGACAAAUCAAAAAUCUACAUUGCCAACCACCCGGCAUAAAAGUAUCGCACGCAAAGAGUUAACUUCUCCAUGCUAAUCGGCUAAAAGCGAUGUGAUCGAGCGCAGCAUAAACGCAAACUCGGACGCAAACGUAAAUGACGAAAUGCAAGUGCCGCCAACACUAAUGCUUCCACCAACGCCCCCAUAAUUGAAACGGCCAUCACACACAUAUACCCACCACUCAUUCACCACUAAUAUUCAUCAGAUCACUCUACUGUUUUCUUAAGUCCGCGCACAACACAUCAUAUGCACCCUAUAGCUAUGAGUUCAUUAAAAAAUAAGUUCUUCAAAAAACAAAAAAUUAAAAUUGUAAAUUUUUUUGUAUUCAUGUUAUCUGUUUUUCUUUCAUUAUUUUUUAAUAUGAAUAAAUGUAGUUUUUUGUGCAACGAUCUAAAAUCUUCUCUAAAGCUCGUAAUAUCUGUUAUUAUAAGAUCAAUUCUAUAAGAGAUAAUUAAUGAAUCGAAUUUUCAAGUGCUACUUUGAAUUUGAAUAGGUAAAUAAUAUGUAUAAAUGUUUAAUAUAGAUACACAUACUCGUAAAUAAUUUGAAAAUAUACCAAAAAGUUAAAACACAAAUGCUUUGUGGCAAUGUGAAACUAUACGCCUACUCUUUGCUACGAAGAUUUAUAUGUAUAUACUUGUAUGUAAAUAGUAAACUUAAAUAUGGAACUUAUGAAAGCGUCUAGAAGCUCAAUUUUGCGACUUUGUGUUUAAUUAUAGCAUAUAUAUAUGUAUCGACGUAGAAUAAAUGUAACAACGUAAUGCAAAUUAAUAGAGUGAGAAGCUUAAUACAUUUUCCGAAUAUUCUCAAUUCCCCUUUAGAAAAUACAAAAUUGUAUCAGUUUGCGUUGUUUUGCAAUUAUGUACAUUUGUAUGAAAAUCAUAUUAUUCUUAAGUUCUAGGUUGCAUAUUCCAUAAAGCGUGUAAACUUAAUACUUUAAAUUUUAUUUCAGUUUUUAGUAUUUGUAUCAUAUAUUUAUAUAUUUUAGUUGCUUUGAGUAUUAAAUACUUAUUUUUGUAAUAACCGAA